Macrosiphum euphorbiae (potato aphid) is the source of this 423-nucleotide messenger RNA. Lineage: Eukaryota; Metazoa; Arthropoda; Insecta; Hemiptera; Aphididae. The record is from the annotation of a GenBank genome assembly.
AUGACCAUUUGGUAUUUAAGUAAUACAGAGACAUUUCGGCAAAUUGGUGAUCGUUUUGGUUUGAAUAGAGGUCAUGCUUGUCGAACAAUACAUAAGUAUUUACAAUCACUUUCAAUCCUCCUUGAUGAUUUUAUUAUAUGUCCAAAAGGAAUCUCUGAAACAAUUACAGUACAAGAAUUUAAAAAUUUAAGACUUAAUUAUAUUCCUAAUACAAUAGGCUGUAUUGACGGUUGUCAUAUUCGGAUACACUCUCCAAGAUACAAAAGAAGUGAAUAUACUAACCGCAAGAUGUUUCAGUCAAUUGUUCUAUUGGCUGUAUGCAAUGCUAACUUAGAAUUUACAUACAUAUUUUCUGGUUGGCCUGGAAGCUCUCAUGAUGCUAGUCUUCAAAAACUCUUCAUUGGGAGACACUCUAUUAAAUAA